CAGUACCUAGAGUUACUGAGGAAUCUGAGAUAGCUUUAAAGUGCGUGCAUAUUCGUGACCCCUGCCCGAAACAGCAGCAACAAAAACAACAAUGACAAUACCAACUGAAACAAUUAUCAUUUGUGUUACAAAGGAAUACUAACUGGACACAUACGUAUGGAAAGAUUUGCCAAAUAGUUCGCUCUGUGUCGUUUGAAUGUUGAUAUCAAAAGCAAAGCGUCAGCUGUUAAACAUCAAAAUGUUCAUCUGGGUGUAUGUUCUGUUGCUUGAAGAUUUCAUUAAAGAAUCCACAGAUGCGUUCGGUUGUGGUGAACUCAACUUUCUCACCAAACAACCUUUUAUUGAGGGUGAUGAGAUCUGGUUUGGGUUCUUUCCCUCUCCAGAGAUAAUUACAAAUUACAGCGAAAACUCUGCUAUGGAGUUGAUAAAAGGCACGAACAAGUCUACAAUUCCAAAAUCCUUAAUUCGUUUAAAACAGCAUCUGGACAAAAACGAAUAUAGAGCUGUUUUAAUGAAUGCUAAAAAGAAUGACAGUGAUGUGUAUCGUGUCCAAUGUAUGGAUGGUAUACGCAUUAACUAUUCAAAUCCUAUCCAGUUAGACGUUGAAGAUGCAACUGUAAUAGGUCCUUUAACUAGCAUUUCGUUCUGCAGUGAAUGCAUCGUUUUCAAAAAGGAAGAACCACUUCGAAAAUUGUUUUGUGAACAGAACGGAAGUCUUGGUAUCGAAGGUGUCAAAUUCACAAUUGAAUCUGAUGAAUUUCAUUCAUACAAAAUGUCACCUUUAAGAUACGGUUUAGAUUCUUAUGCCAUACCAAACGAUUCCUACCAUCUUAUGACAGUUCAAUGCACUUACAUGUUACGUAACAGAGCUUUGUCGGCGAAGGCGACCAUCUACCUCGUAGUUUCACCAGAAGAGCCGCCAAAGCUUCAGGCAACAUCUGUCAUGAGGGGCGAAACUAUUGAUAUAACUUGCACUUCCACUUUUGCGAGACCGCCACCAAGACUUGACAUUUUUGUGAAGGGAAACUUUUCAAUAACUGUUCGUACCAAUCUGUCAAUUGUUGACAUUUCAAAAGGGAUAUUUAAAACCAUUGCAAAACAUUCGUCAAAUAAUAGCCGCUGGGAAAACGAGGAAUUACUGUGUAGACAGUCGGCGGAUGAUGAGGGUUUAUUUAAUUCAAUCCUAUCGCACGCUGUACAUAUUGACUAUAUAUACCCACCAUCGGCUCUAUACUUAACAUACACGAUACCCAUGCGCAUGCGGGAAGAAUUGGUUGUUUCCUGUACAGCCAUUGCUGCACACCAUGUUUGUAAAUCAAAAUGGAAUUUUAAAACAGAGAACAUGACAUACUCUGUAGUUUCAAAGGACUUCACAAACAAUACGUUUAAUGAAGUUAUAUCUUUUAAUACUUCAGCGUUUGAUUUGAAAAGUGAAAUUUACUGCAGCGUCAAAUGCUCGGAGUUCGUUCUGACAAAUUCUACAAUUUUGAUAUUUCCUCAAAAACCGUCGGUUCGCAUUGAAGGAACAACACCUGCACCACCAUACAACAUUGUUUAUCUGAACUGUUUGUCUGAUGGUUACCCGGACAGCAACAUCACUUGGGAAAUGGUUGACCCAGAAAAUGGAACCAAAGUUGAAGUUUUAGAAGUUUGUGAUAUGCCAACAUGCACCUUGAAGAUUGUUUCAAGCUCCGUAGAUCUGAUGUACAACUGUAUUGCUCAGAAUAAGUUUGGCCGAGCUAGCAAUACAACCAGAAUUAUGGUGUCUCAAAGAAACGAUGAGAAGACGGACAUUGUGGCGAGUAAACCAACAUUUCCGAUUUGGAUAGUGGCGACUAUCCUGGCUGGUGUUGUUUUCGGAAUUGUUGCUAUUCGACUAUUAUACUGUUGUAUAAAAUGCCAACAUCACAACAGAACCGAACACGUUCAACAUGAAAACACCCGAAUUCAGCCGCCAUCCACAAAUACCAUCAUGGAGGAAGAAGGAAGUAUAUAUUACGAUAUCCAUGACGAAGUAGUUACGCUGCGACAACAACGCUUAAUCGAUGCUAGUGGUAAUGACUACCAAUAUAUCCGGCAAAAAAGUGACACCACUCAUCAAUACGAUACAAUACAGGAUGACAUUGAGAGUGCGACAACGCGUCGCCCGUUGCCGAAAAUCCCUAAAAGAAGCUCCUCUAAAAUGAGAGACAGCGAAAACUACUUACAUGCAGUUUACAAACCAUAUCCCUCAGGGAGCGAUGGAAACGAUUUACAUAAUCCAAAUUGGAACCUCGCUCCACCUGAUCACUUGUCGAACGUUGUUAGUCAGAGAUGGACAGCGUAACCUAUUGGAUUAUACAAUAAGGAUUUAUUGAACAUUGGCGACAUAUCUACAGUCUUUCACGCAUUUAUUCGUCUUUAAUGCAUACAUGCCUUAAAUGCCAUCAUCUAUAAUUAAUUACAUGUUUAAGGAAUGUAUUUGUACUAAGUGUAUAAUUCUUCUUCGUGUUUUUGUUUAUUUACUACAUGCAUGUAAAAACGUUUUCUUAUAUAUUCCUCUUCAUGUAUGGAGGAUAAAAAAGUAAUUAGUCUCAAAAGGUUAUACUCUUUAUUCGUAGCGAUUGUCUAUUGUUUGAAGUCGAUUCAGACUAUUAAAGUUUAUCUAAAUAAAAAAGGAAAGCACAAAAAAAUAUUUGAUACCUGAUUAGAAUUGUAUUUAAACAAAGCGUUCAGAUCACUUAAAACAAUAAUGAUAUGCUGACAUCGUAGCGGCGCGAGAGAAAAACAGUUUAUACAAAUACUCAUCUGUGAUAUUUUGUCGAUUUACAUAAAAGCUUAAAAUAUGUUA
Messenger RNA from Mya arenaria, 2830 nucleotides. RefSeq lists its product as uncharacterized. Bases 197 to 2326 code for a protein of 709 amino acids. NCBI's taxonomy places the organism in Eukaryota, Metazoa, Mollusca, Bivalvia, Myida, Myidae. The record is from RefSeq and is a predicted model, not a curated record. The transcript is spliced from 9 exons.